This is a messenger RNA of Linum trigynum, 2083 nucleotides long. The record is from the annotation of a GenBank genome assembly. Lineage: Eukaryota; Viridiplantae; Streptophyta; Magnoliopsida; Malpighiales; Linaceae.
CGAAAUUCGAUUGGGGCUCUCCAUCAAUGAUCCACUUUUCUCAAGGAAACGCGGUAGCAUCAGCUACUAUUGGAAAUUCAUGAGACAACCCCGUUUGCCACCAUCCACCAGUUGCUCAAUGUUGAGCUCCGCCCAACAAGUAAUUCCAGUCUUUCUCAACCUCUUGCUACUUAAUAGAUGAAGAAUAAGCAGAACUGGAUUGCAUGAGACAGUCGAUUAAUUGUCGAGAAUUAUUUGAUUGUGGGGUAAUGGUGGCUGGUCUUAUGUAAACAAAAACAAAAAAAAAAGAGAAACAGCUUGGUUAUGCUCGAUAGUUGGAAGAAACAGCUCUGAGAAGCAGCCAUGGUGAGGAGAAAAAUUGCUGGAGUUGGCCACUUCCAAGUGGUUGACCGUAGCAUUGAUGGAGAGACAGAAUUCAGAAAGUGGGAUAUGACUUAUGCGCUAUGUCUUCUCUCUGAAACCGGUUCAGUUCCAAAACCUAGACCAGAAGUUGCUGGAGUUGAAGUUCCCCCCACAUCUCAUAGGGUUGUCAGAGGCAGCAUUGGGAAGAAGAGAGUGGAAAGAGUUAUUGUUAUGCCUCUUCCAGAAGGAUCAAAACUUCAUAUGAUGGGAGACUAUGUUCAAGCCACAAUGGACGCCUUUGACGAUCCAAUGGAGCUGCCAUCUGAGCACCAAAGCUGCAGCAGUUAUGUACCUCCACCACAAGCCAAGGAAAGUGCCAAAACCAAGCCGGGAGAGCCACCAUUGAAGUGAACACGUUCCAGCAACAAUGCACCUCAACCGGAAAGAAAACAGAAGGCUAAAGACAACAACAAGAAGUCACCAUCAAAGAGGCAAGCUGAUAACGAUGUAAUUGCACAUAUUUGCGCCCCUAAUUCUUAUCCGUUUGAGGGGCAUAGUCGUGUACUUUUGGCCUAUUUUACGCCGGGUUGUGCUAUUUUGUCAUAUUUCAGGUCCCAUGCGUCAAAGGAAAGGCUAAGCACUAGUUUCGGGGCAUUCGGAAGUCAUUUCGUCGAGCUGGAGCCAAAACACCGGCACACCUAAUUCAUUACACGGCCGUGUUCUCCCAAAGCACGGCCGUGUUCUCUCCAAAACACGGCCGUGUUCUGUGGCCGUGCUUUUACUGCCGAGAGCUAAUUCGAGUUUGGCAAACAUGAGCUGAUUACACGGGCUGAAAGCACGGCCGUGUUCUCCCAAAGCACGGCCGUUUUCUCUCCAAAGCACGGCCGUGUUUCUCCCAAUGCACUGGCCGUGUAAUUAACACUAGCCAAAGCACGGGCGGGCUAAGGCAAAGCACGGCCGUGCCCUCGACCGUGCUUUGGCCUCUGAUGCCUUUUUAAGCAGAUUUUCAGCCAAAGAGAAGGGGAUUCGAGUUUUAGAGAGACAGAGCGAUUCCUAGAGAGAGAAAGCGACGAACAAGAGUCUCCAAGCGCCCUAGAUUGAUCUUCAACGCCAUUGGAGGCCAGUUUGAGCUUGGAGAAGUGUCAAUCAACGUCCAGGAGCAGGAAUCCAUCCUUCACAAUAUGAAUUCCGCGUCUGAUUCUGCUUUUGCUUCUUUCUCCAUGGAGUAGUUCUCCCAUUCAUCUGGGUAUGGAGAACCCUAGAUUUGUAUGUUAGGCUUUGAUUGUAUGAACCCAAGUACUGAUUCUAUGAUUUGAUUAUAUUCGAUUGAGGUUUGAAUGAUUGAAUGAAUUGAAUCCUGAUCAAAUUCCUGUUGUUUCUGCUUUGACCUAGAAUGAGAAUAUCUGCCUAGGUUGAUAGAGCAUCCUUGAUUGAAGGUAGGGAGUUGGUGACUUUAGUCGAGGAGCCAACUCACUAUUCUGUACCGGAUUUACUCCGGUAGUGGAGGUUUUGUUUGUUAAGGCCUCAAUCUGUUUACUCCGGUGGAGGUUAGUCGCCCGCUAGAGACUCAGAUUGAGAGGGUCUGAAGACCUUUAGUCGAGACUUCAGGCUGUUUUAGAACCUUCUGCAGUAUAACUAUCAUAGAAACUGAACUUGGUAAUUACAAUCCGGCUUAACUGCAGUCUAGGGGGAACCAUAUCCGGGUGACAUCUCUUAACCUGAAUACAACAGUUUACUUGCU